AUGGUAGUCGAAGACAGAGGUGACUUUAUUGAAGGUUCACUGGAUACUGUUGAUAGCUGUGUUCAUCCCAUAAGCUCUGGGGAUGACGUUGAGCGAGAUAUCCUGCAAAAGGGCGGUGCAGUCGAUUCUCUUCUGCAAAAUGUCUGCUACGAAGAGUGCUUUGAAGAUAUCCCGCCGGGUUCGCAAGGUGUCCAGGUCAAUAAGUUGACACCGACUUUCGUAGAUGGCCAACAAAAUCGAUACAACCAAUUAUUUUUAGUCUUUGGGAGGGGGUUAACCGCACCCCCAGACUGCUACUUCCAAUAUCAUAAUUUUACUAACACGAAACCUGUUGAUCCAACAACAUUUUUUUCUCUAUUUCCCCAGGGUCUUGACGGAGCAUGGCUGCGACACUACAGCUGGCGGUGUCAACCGGUGGAUUGGACAGAAUCACCCCCUGCAAUGCGGGUUGCCCGAGGAUGCUACGUGUACUUCCUGGCCAAACUUUCCGAACUGCUAGACACCGUAUUCUUCACACUGCGGAAAAAAGACAAACAGAUUAGCUUCCUGCAUUUGUACCACCACACGGUGAUGCCGAUGAUCUCCUGGGGUGCCACCAAGUAUUACCCCGGAGGACACGGAACGUUCAUAGGAGUAAUCAACUCAUUCGUUCAUAUUGUGAUGUACAGCUAUUACAUGAUGGCUGCCAUGGGUCCACAGUUCCACAAGUAUCUGUGGUGGAAGAAAUACAUCACCGAUCUGCAGAUGAUCCAGUUCGGAAUGGCCUUCAUGCACUCCGCCCAGCUGCUGUGGACUGAUUGUGGAUAUCCUCGCUGGUCGGUGUGCUUCACCCUGCCAAAUGCAAUCUUCUUCUACAUGUUGUUCAACGAUUUCUACAAAAACACCUACGGAGUCAGGCGUGCUGCCCGGUUGGCCGCUGCAAAACGCAAAGCGGAAGAGGAAAGAGUGUUGCGGGAGAUCCACGGAAAACCCGCCGAUAAAGAGCUGUAGGCUCCCUGGACUGGUCCAAUGGAUACCACCAAAUUUCACCACCGUAGUUUAAUCACAUUCCCUACCCCCCCCCCCCCCUCAACCACUUCGCCAUCAGUCUGUCUCAGUCUUCAAGGAGAAAAUUCAUUCCCUGUUCGUAGAACAAAGUUCAUAUUUGCUCAUUACCAGAUCUACUCAUAGGUUAGUGCAAAGUUGUGUGAGAGAACCUUCGUUUUGUAAGGGCGUUUCCUAGGUAUGUAAGAUAAUUUUAGUCAGUCUAGUUGAAUGAAAGUGUAGAAAUGUUUUACCAACUAGAAAUAAAAGCGACAAGUAUUAGAACGACGA
Messenger RNA from Topomyia yanbarensis, 1314 nucleotides. Its product is annotated as elongation of very long chain fatty acids protein AAEL008004-like. The transcript has 6 exons. The coding region runs from base 1 to 990 and encodes 329 amino acids. The record is from RefSeq and is a predicted model, not a curated record. Gene Ontology annotation, molecular function: fatty acid elongase activity. Gene Ontology annotation, cellular component: endoplasmic reticulum membrane. Lineage: Eukaryota; Metazoa; Arthropoda; Insecta; Diptera; Culicidae. Gene Ontology annotation, biological process: sphingolipid biosynthetic process; fatty acid elongation, saturated fatty acid; very long-chain fatty acid biosynthetic process.